This is a messenger RNA of Fasciola hepatica (liver fluke), 204 nucleotides long. The record is from the annotation of a GenBank genome assembly. NCBI's taxonomy places the organism in Eukaryota, Metazoa, Platyhelminthes, Trematoda, Plagiorchiida, Fasciolidae.
AUGCCCGGCAAAUUUGAAGGUCAAGGUCGAAUGAUGUCAGUUGGUCUGGAGUACAUGCAUAAGUGGAAAUGUUUUUGGUGCGCUACAGAAUAUGAGGGGCAUAUGGAUAGAAAUCUCGUCGAAGCGUUCGGUGAAUUAUUCACUUUACUACAGGCAUGUCAAGAAGUAUUAACAUGGAAAUAUUUCAGUCUGCAAAGAUGGUAG